Messenger RNA from Lutra lutra (Eurasian river otter), 7731 nucleotides. RefSeq names its product epiplakin 1 (gene EPPK1). The transcript has 3 exons. Gene Ontology annotation, biological process: intermediate filament bundle assembly; wound healing. The coding region runs from base 91 to 7359 and encodes 2422 amino acids. Gene Ontology annotation, molecular function: keratin filament binding; structural molecule activity. Lineage: Eukaryota; Metazoa; Chordata; Mammalia; Carnivora; Mustelidae. Gene Ontology annotation, cellular component: cytoplasm; cytoskeleton; keratin filament. The record is from RefSeq and is a predicted model, not a curated record.
GCGACUGACUGAGCGUGGGAGCGGGGGGCGGCAGGGAGCAGACACAGUGGACCUUGGGUGAGUGGAUUCUGCACAGCAGGGCCAAGCACGAUGAACGGCCACAGCUCCCCUCCUCUUGAUGUCCUGGCCACCAAUGGCACCGAGCUGACCAUCAUCCCUGAGACCAUGAAGGCCGUGUUGGGAGCCAGCACCUCCUCCGGGCCCCAGGCCAAAAGCAUCACUGGGGUAUACGUGGAGGCCUCCAGCCAGGCCCAGAGUCUCUACGCUGCCAUGAAGCAGGGCCUCCUGUCCAGUGAGCUUGGGCUGGCUCUGCUGGAGGCCCAGGCUGCCACUGGGGGCCUCGUGGACCCCACGCGGGGCCACUUACUCUCUGUGUCUGAGGCCGUGCAGCAGGGCCUGGUAGGCCUGGGGCUGAAGGAAAGGCUGCUGGCUGCUGAGCGGGCAGUCACUGGGUACCCUGAUCCCUAUGGUGGCGGGAAGCUGGCCCUCUUCCAGGCCAUCGGGAAGGAGGUGAUAGGGCGAGCACAGGGGUACAGCUGGUUGGAGGCUCAGCUGGCCACUGGGGGCCUGGUGGACCCCAUUCGGGGUGGGCGAGUGGCCCCAGAGCUGGCCUGCCAGCAGGGCCUCCUGGACCAGGAGACGUGGCGUGUUCUGGCAGAGGGCAAGCCGAGUUCCAGCACCCCUGGCUUCCAGGACCCUAACACGGGAGAGUGGCUGUCCUAUGGCAGUCUGCUGGGCAGGUGUGUGAGAGCCCCCAGCACUGGGCUGGCCGUCUUGCCCCUCAAAACCACGUUCCACACCCUGUGUGGGGCAGUGAGCUUGGCAGAGGUGCAGGAGGCGGGCAUCCUGGAUGGGGAGACUGCCCGGGGCCUUCGGGAGGGCAAGCUGUCGGUGUCGGAUGUGAGUGCCCGGGCUGCUGUGAGGCGCUACCUGCAGGGCGCGGGCAGCGUGGCCGGGGUCGUCCUGCUGCCCGUCGGCCACAAGAAGAGCUUCUUCCAGGCUGUCACCGAGCACCUGCUCCCGAUGGCCACGGCGCUCCCGCUCCUGGAGGCUCAGGCCGCCACCUGCACGCUGGUGGACCCAGGCACCGGCGAGCGGCUGUGGGUGGAUGAGGCCGUCAGGUCUGGCCUGCUCAGCCCGGAGCUCCAUGGGCAGCUCCUGGUGGCAGAGCAGGCGGUGACGGGCUACCACGACCCCUUCAGCGGCAUGCGGGUCACCCUCUUCCAGGCCAUGAAAAAGGAGCUGGUGGACAGGUCCCUGGCGCUGCGACUCCUGGAUGCCCAGCUGGCCACGGGGGGGCUCGUGUGUCCAGCCCGCAGGCUCCGGUUGCCCCUGGAGGGCGCCCUACGCUUCGGAUGCCUGGACGAAGAAACACGGCGGUGUGUCUCACGGGCCACUGGCUUCUCGGACCCCAGCACACAGGAGAGCCUUGGCUAUGGGCAGCUGAUGGCCCGCUGUGUCACCGACCCAGAGACAGGGCUGGCCUUCCUUCCGCUCUCAAAUGGCACCCUUGGAGGGGAGCCACAAGGACUCCCGUUCAUCGACCACAGCACCCGGCAGGCCUUAAGUGAGGCCACGACCACCGUCUCCGUGGGCCAGUUCCAGGGCCGGCCCGUGUCUCUCUGGGAGCUGCUCUUCUCCGAGGCCAUCCCCGCAGAGCAGAGGGCAGCCCUGGCCCAGCGGCACCGGGAGGGCGCCAUCUCAGCGGAGGAACUGGCAGCGGCGCUGAGGGCCAUCCUUGAGCAUGCUGCAGCCACGGCCAAGACCACCUUCGCUGGGCUGAGGGGGCCCGUGAUGCCCGCUGAGCUUCUAGAAGCAGGGAUCAUCGAGCAGGACAUGUAUGAGCGUCUGGAGCAAGGCCAGACCACAGCCCGGGAAGUGGGCAGGCUGGACCCCGUGCAGAAAUACCUGGAAGGGACCGGGUGCGUUGCCGGCCUGCUGCUGCCCAGCUCCCAGGAGCGGCUUAGCAUCUACGAGGCUCGAAGGAGGGGGCUUCUCAGGCACGGCACGGCCCUCAUCCUCCUGGAGGCGCAGGCGGCCACGGGCUUCAUCCUUAACCCGAAGGAGAACAAGAGAUACUCUGUGGAGGAGGCCUUGAGGGCCGGCCUCAUCGGGCCCGACAUGUUCGCAAAGCUGCUGUCAGCGGAGCGCGCCGUCACCGGCUACACCGACCCCUACACGGGGGAGCAGAUCUCCCUCUUCCAGGCCAUGCAGAAGGACCUCAUCGUCCGCGACCACGGCCUCCGCCUGCUGGAGGCGCAGAUCGCCACGGGCGGCAUCAUCGACCCCGUGCACAGCCACCGGCUGCCCGUGGACGUGGCCUACCGGCGCGGCUACUUCGACGAGGACAUGAACCGCGUCCUGGCGGACCCGAGCGACGACACCAAGGGCUUCUUUGACCCCAACACGCACGAGAACCUCACGUACCUGCAGCUCCUGGAGCGCUGCGUGGAGGACCCCGAGACGGGGCUGCGCCUGCUGCCACUGAGCCGCCCGCAGCCGCAGCUGGUGGACGGCGCCACCCGGCAGGCCUUCCAGAGCCUGCUGCUGUCCAUGAGGUACGGGCGGUUCAAGGGACAGAGGGUCUCGGCGUGGGAGCUCAUCAACUCCGAGUGCUUCAGCGAGCACCAGCGGAGGCAGGUUUUGCGGGACUACCAGCAGCGCAGGCUCUCGCUGCUGCAGGUGUCACGGUUGCUGGAGAGAGCGACCUCGAGGUGGGUGGACUUCACGCUGCCCAUGGCGUGCGCGCCGCAGGGCCGAGUCAGCGCCUACCAGCUCUGGGAGGCCCGGAUCAUCGACCAAGAGCUCCUGGACCAGGUGCUGGAGGGCACAGUGAGCCCCGAGGCGCUCCUCCGCAUGGACAGCGUGCAGCGGGCCCUGCGCGGCUCCGGGGCUGUGGGUGGCGUGCUGCUACAGCCCUCCGGCCGGCGGCUCAGCCUCUAUGCGGCCAUGAAGCAGCAGCUGCUAGGCCCAGGCGUGGCACUAGCCCUGCUGGAGGCCCAGGCGGCCACCGGGGCCCUUCUCGAACCCCAUGGUCCGGAGCCCCUGUCAGUGGACGAGGCCGUGCGCAGGGGGCUGGUGGGGCCCGAACUGUACGGCAGGCUGAGGUGGGCGGAAGGUGCGGUCACUGGCUGCAGAGACCCCUUUUCUGGGGAGCGGGUAUCCUUGUUCCAGGCCAUGAAGAAGGGCCUAAUCCCCGUAGAGCAGGCUGCCCGCCUCCUGGAGGCCCAGGUGGCCACAGGAGGAGUCAUUGACCCCACAGGCCACUACCGCCUCCCCAUGCCCGUGGCCACCCAGCGCGGCUACAUUGACCAGGAGAUGGAGACGGCCUUGUGCGGCUCCCCCGAGACCUUCCCCAUGCCAGAUGGCCGGGGCCACACCAGCUAUGCCUGGCUCCUGGAGCAGUGUGUGAGGGACGAGGCUUCUGGCCUUCAUUUCCUGCCCCUGCCCGAAAACGCUACUGCGGCUCCCACUGACGAGCAGGUCCGGGAGACCCUGCAGGCCAUGCAGGGGGCUGAGGAUGGCACGUCCCUCUGGGAGCUCCUGUGCUCCCGCCACUUCUCGGAUGAGCAGCGGCAAAGCCUCUUGGAGGACUUCAAGGAGGGAAAGACCAGUACCCAGCAGCUCCGGGAGACCGUGCAGAAGUGGGUGCGGGAGGCAGAGCUCGUGGCACAGGCUCAGGUCACAGUGCCCGGCCCCCGGGGGGAGGUUCCUGCCGUCUGGCUGCUGGCUGCCGGCAUCAUCCCCUGGGAGACCCUGGCGGCACUGGCUGAGGGCACGCGGUCACCUGCCGAGGUUGCUGGGCAGCCCGCUGUGAAGGCCUGCCUCUGGGGUACGGGGUGCGUGGCCGGUGUGCUGCUGCAGCCGUCCGGGACCAAGGUUAGCAUCAGCCAGGCUGUGAUGGAUGGCCUCUUGCCCCAGGGCCUGGGACGAAGGCUGCUGGAGGCCCAGGUGGCAUCUGGCUCUCUCGUUGACCCUCUGACCAACCAGAGACUCUCUGUGCAAGGUGCCGUCAAAGCCGGCCUGGUGGGUGCGGCCUUGCAUGAGCGGCUGCGGCAAGCCGAGAGGGCCGUGGUUGGGUACACGGAUCCCUACACGGGAGGUUCCCUCUCACUGUGGCAGGCCAUGGAGAAGGGGCUAGUGCCCCGAAGCGAGGGCCUCCCCCUCUUACAGGUACAGUUGGCCACAGGGGGUGCCAUGGACCCUGUCCACGGGGUGCACCUGCCCGAGGCGGCAGCCUGCAGGCUUGGCCUCCUGGACCAGCAGGUCAGCCGGGGACUAACCUCCACAGCCGAGGACAACAAGUUCUUCUUCGACCCCAGCGCCCAGGACACGGUGACAUACAGUCAGCUCAAGGAGCGCUGUGUCCUGGACAUGGACACUGGCCUGUGGCUGCUUCCGCUCGCCCAGGACAAGGUGCUAAAGGUGGACGAGCACAUGGUGGUGGCUCUGAGAGCCAUGAAGGUCCCUGUCGGCACCGGCAGGUUCAAAGGCCUCAGCGUGUCACUGUGGGACCUGCUGCACUCAGAGUACAUCGACAUCCACACACGGCAGGAGCUGGUGGCCCUUUGCCAGUCUGGAAGGGCCACGGCCCUGCGGCACGUGGCUGCGGCCGUCACUGCCCUGGUUGAGGCCUCAGAGACACAGCCCUCAAAGGUCACCUUUAGAGGACUCCGGAAGCUGGUGUCAGCCAGUGAUUUGUUCAGGUCACGGCUGAUUGACAAGGAGACGCUGGACGCACUGACCCAGGGGACAAGGACGGUGCAGGAGGUGAUGGAGAGGAGCGGUGUGAGGCAGUACCUAGAGGGAGGCAACUUCAUUGCCGGGGUCCUUGCCCAGGGCACGAGGGAGAAGAUGAGCAUCUCCGAGGCCCUGAGGAGGGGCAUCCUGCGGCCCGGCACGGCCCUGGUGCUGCUGGAGGCACAGGCGGCCACGGGCUUCAUCAUCGACCCCGUGCGCAACCAGAGGCUGACGGUGGAGGAGGCGUUCGUGGCAGGGAUGUUUGGCAGGGAGACCUACCAGAAGCUGCUGUCCGCGGAGCGCGCCGUCACCGGCUACACCGACCCCUACACGGGGGAGCAGAUCUCCCUCUUCCAGGCCAUGCAGAAGGACCUCAUCGUCCGCGACCACGGCAUCCGCCUGCUGGAGGCGCAGAUCGCCACGGGCGGCAUCAUCGACCCCGUGCACAGCCACCGGCUGCCCGUGGACGUGGCCUACCGGCGCGGCUACUUCGACGAGGACAUGAACCGCGUCCUGGCGGACCCGAGCGACGACACCAAGGGCUUCUUCGACCCCAACACGCACGAGAACCUCACGUACGUGCAGCUGCUGGAGCGCUGCGUGCUCGACCCUGACACGGGGCUCUACAUGCUGCAAAUUGUGAAGAAAGGAGAAACCUACGUUUAUAUUGACGAAGCCACAAGACAACAGCUCAAGUCCCAAACCACAAAAAUGCAAGUGGGGAGGUUUGCCAAUCAGACAGUCUCCUUCUGGGACCUGCUGUCCUCCCCGUACUUCACAGAGGAAAGGAAACGGGAGCUCAUCCACGAGUACAGAGCCCAGAACACAUCCCUAGAGCAGCUGCUGGAGAUCAUCACCGCGACAGUGCAAGAAACAGAGAAUCGGUACCAAGGCAUGAAGGUGACAGCCAUCGGUGGGGAGGUGACCGCCGCAGAGCUGUUCAACUCUGAAAUCCUCGAUGAAAAGACCCUAGAUGCCCUGCCUGGGGAGACAUCUGGGGGGCAGGAUCUCAGCAGGCUGGUGCAACUGAGGCCCUAUCUGGAAGGGACUGGCUGCAUCGCGGGGGUGGUGCUACCCUCCACCCAAAAGGCAAUGAGCUUUUACGAAGCCAGCAGGGAGGGACUCAUCCCCAUGGGGUUUGCGACUCAGCUGCUGGAGGCCCAGGCAGCCACAGGCUUUCUGCUGGAUCCCUGCAGCCACAAGAAGUUCUCCGUGCAGCAGGCCGUGGCUAAGGGCCUGGUGGGUGAGGACCUGCAGACGAGGCUUCUAGAGGCUGAAAAGGCUGCCCUAGGCUAUGCAGACCCAGCCACGGGAGACAUAAUGUCCCUGUUCCAGGCAAUGCAGAGGAAGGUUGUCCAAAGAGAGGAAGCGCUGAGACUGCUGGAGGUACAGGUGGCCACGGGGGGUGUCAUCGACCCCCUGCACCACCACCGCCUCCCACUGCACGUGGCCUACAGACGCGGCUGUCUGCACCCAGACAUUUACCCACUCAUUGCACAUCAGAACCGCAUGAACAAAAGGUUUGUGGAUCCAAACACUCAGGAGAGGGUCACAUACCAACAGCUACAGGAAAGGAGCCAGAAAGGAGCAGGGACGGGCUGGGUUCUCUUCCUGCUAGUCCGUGAAAGCCAGAGCACUGCCUAUGUCGACGAGGCCACGAGGAGGGCCCUAGAGGCCGAGAAAGUGGAGGUCCCAAUUGGAAGGUACAAGGACCAGAGGCCGUCGCUGUGGGAGCUGCUCAACUCCGAGUACGUGACUCAGGAGACGAAACUCCAGCUGGUGAGGGACUAUAAAAGAGACACAACCAGAGCAUUGGAAAAGGUAGUAAACAUAAUUUUAGAAUUAAUAGAGGAGAAAGAAAAAAACAAAAAGGAACUAUGGUUCCCAGGGAUGAGAAAACACAUCACUGCUUCAGAACUCUUCCAAGCAGAUAUCCUCAGCAAAGAGAUAUUGGAGGACCUGGUCCAGGGCACCAGGACGCCGCAGGAGGUGACGGAGAUGGACUCGGUCAAGCGCUACCUGCAGGGCACGAGCUGCAUCGCGGGCGUGCUGGUGCCCGCCAAGGACGAGCCCGGGCGGCAGGAGAAGAUGAGCAUCUACCAGGCCAUGUGGAAGGGCGUCCUGCGGCCCGGCACGGCCCUGGUGCUGCUGGAGGCACAGGCGGCCACGGGCUUCGUCAUCGACCCCGAGCGCAACCAGAGGCUGACGGUGGAGGAGGCGGUGGCCGCGGGCGUGGUGGGCGGCGAGAUCCGGGAGAAGCUGCUGUCCGCGGAGCGCGCCGUCACCGGCUACACCGACCCCUACACGGGGGAGCAGAUCUCCCUCUUCCAGGCCAUGCAGAAGGACCUCAUCGUCCGCGACCACGGCAUCCGCCUGCUGGAGGCGCAGAUCGCCACGGGCGGCAUCAUCGACCCCGUGCACAGCCACCGGCUGCCCGUGGACGUGGCCUACCGGCGCGGCUACUUCGACGAGGACAUGAACCGCGUCCUGGCGGACCCGAGCGACGACACCAAGGGCUUCUUCGACCCCAACACGCACGAGAACCUCACGUACGUGCAGCUUCUCCAGAGAGCUACUCUUGACCCAGAGUCCGGCCUGCUAUUUCUCUCUCUUAGUUGAGUUGGGAUGGUUUUCCUCUGUGUUGUGUGGUUUAUGGCCAUAGUGUUGUAUUUCUGAAAUGUCAAAAAUUCCCAAUCUUUUUGGUUCAUCUUUCCUCUUUUUUUUAUAUGUCCUUUGACAAAACAGUCACUUCCAGUUUCUCCAGUGUCCUCGUCUUUUCCCUCCCAUGGUAAUGAAGAACAGGCUCCUUCUCCCUGUUCACAUGUACCGGCCUGCAGUGUUUACCUGUGAAAUUUUACUCAGUGUACCUCGGUGUAGAUAUUGUAAACUUUUCUGAUAAACUUUGUUGCAGCUCGGGCUCUCCUCUCAGCAGGGAGCUUGCUUACUCCUCUCUCUGCCUGCCUCUCUGCCUACUUUAGAUCUUUGUCUAUC